Messenger RNA from Erpetoichthys calabaricus (reedfish), 2276 nucleotides. RefSeq names its product claudin-3-like. Gene Ontology annotation, cellular component: bicellular tight junction; plasma membrane. The record is from RefSeq and is a predicted model, not a curated record. The transcript has 3 exons. The coding region runs from base 213 to 1349 and encodes 378 amino acids. Lineage: Eukaryota; Metazoa; Chordata; Cladistia; Polypteriformes; Polypteridae. Gene Ontology annotation, biological process: cell adhesion; bicellular tight junction assembly. Gene Ontology annotation, molecular function: structural molecule activity.
UGAGCUGCAGUUCAGGGCUCCACUUCCCAUAAGCUCUUUCUGUUGGUUGAGACUUAUAGUCAUCUAACUUUCUCUCCUUUUCUCUUUUUCCUUCCCUUAUUUCAGAAGAUCUACUGCAAGCAAACACAAGAGCAAUAUCCAAUAAUUGAUUUCAUCGCCUUCCAUCUUCAAGAAACUAACCAAAUAGCUGAGUUUCUUCAGUGAAGCUGCCAAUGUAUUCUGCAGGAGUAGAGAUCCUUGGGGUGACCUUGUGCGCGAUGGGGUGGCUAGGCGCUAUGACUGCCUGUGGCCUGCCCAUGUGGAGGGUGACAGCCUUCAUUGGCCAGAACAUUGUGGUAGCACAGGUUAUCUGGGAGGGCCUCUGGAUGAACUGUGUGGUUCAGAGCACAGGGCAGAUGCAGUGCAAAAUUUAUGAUGAGAUACUAGUUCUUCCACAGGAUAUUCAAGCAGGACGUGCCCUUACCCUAAUGUCCAUCUUGACAGCUUUCUUUGGGAUACUGAUUUUCAUUGUUGGAGCAAAAUGUACCAACUGUAUGGAGGCCACUGAAAUUAAACCAAAGAUCAUUGUCACCGCUGGAAUUGUCUUCAUAAUUUCAGGGUUCCUGAUGAUCAUCCCUGUUUCCUGGUCUGCCAACACUAUUGUCAUGCAAUUCAAUGACCCAGAUCUAGAAGAAGAUCAGAAAAGGGACAUGCAUACUAUGGCUUCUGUGGGUCUGGAAAUACUUGGAGUGGCUCUUUCUGUUGUUGGGUGGAUUGCAAGCAUUGUUUCCUGCGUGCUGCCAAUGUGGAAGGUAACAGCAUUCAUCGGCAUGAGCAUAGUGACUGCUCAGAUCACAUGGGAAGGCAUAUGGAUGGAAUGUGUGGUGCAGAGCACUGGCCAGAUGCAGUGCAAGAUAUACGACUCAAUGCUGGCUCUCCCUCAAGACCUACAAGCUGCCCGUGCCUUGAUGGUCAUUACAAAUGUUUUGGCCUUCUUGGGUAUUUUGGUUUCCAUUGUCGGCGCCAAGUGCACCAACUGCAUUGAAGAAGAAGGAGCCAAAGCCAAAGUCAUGAUCCUAGCUGGGGUGGUAUUUAUAAUUGCCUCCAUCAUGGAGUUAAUCCCUGUUUCUUGGUCUGCUAACCAAAUAAUCAGGGACUUCUACAACCCUAUUGUGCCCGAAGGAAGAAAGAGGGAGAUUGGUGCAUCUUUGUACAUUGGCUGGGCCUCUUCAUGUCUCCUGCUACUUGGAGGUGCCAUCCUCUGCUGCUCAUGUCCACCCAAGGAAACCAAGUAUGUUCCACCCCGAAUGACCUACUCUGCUCCUAGGUCAGUAGCUCCAAGUGGCUAUGACAAAAAGGACUAUGUUUGAAAUGACCAGCUGGCUUGCAAGUCGAUAACUUUUCAUUUUAUUCCUCUGACUCCAGCCUACAGCCUUUCUUCUGAGGAGAAGCCUUUGUUAUUAAUUCACAGCCAGGCAUCUGCAUUGGGGUAACAGCCUUAGCCUGAUAGUGGACUUGCACUGACUUCCACAAGAAUGACUGUGGCAGGUUCAUGAAGAGACACCUGUGGCCUCUUCUCAUCUGCUCUCUCAAAGUCCUGUGACAGUUGCUCAGGGGCAGCAGAGGAGUAGCCACCAGGUUAUGAAAAUGGGCAAGGAUUCUGUAACGAAUGAUACAUGGGUUUCCUGAGCUAUUAGUAAAUGCCUGUAAGUGUGUUUCUGUUUACUGAUAACAUUUUGUUAAAGAAAAUGAAAACCAUUUAUACUGUUUAAUUUAUAUUUUAUUUGCAGCCUUCAUUUUCUUACUCUAAUGUCACAGAAGGUCAGUCAUUUUUUAAAGAUUUUCUUGUGUAAGUAGCCAUUGGGUUUUGAAUUGUUCAUGGUACUCAGUGUACAAACAAAGGUGUCAGCCUUGUGACUCAGCAACAGGCAGCAAAAUGCAUCCUCCUUUUCCGCCACUCAGCUUCACUUCAUUUUGCUAUUUUUAUAAAGUCAGUGCUAAAUGUAAGUAUAUAGACUCUUUUGUCCAAGAAGCUGAGUGACAUUUUAAAGUUUCUGCUGUUUGUUCUGCUUUUCUAUUAGAAUAUCAAAAUUUUCAAAAUAAAACAAUUAUUUUCCUGUUGUCAUUUGCCUAUUUUUAGUACGCAUACAUAAUUGUAAUGUAAUGUAGAUAAUGGAUACAUAAUUAAAGCCAUUUUUUACAGUAUGCAUUUAUAUAUUGAUAUUCUCUCCUGAAAAUUUGAUUCUAAAAAUGGAUUAUAUCUACGCAUAUGUUAAUUACAGACAUGAUCAAAUAUA